Molecule: messenger RNA, 2551 nt
Organism: Daldinia vernicosa
Lineage: Eukaryota; Fungi; Ascomycota; Sordariomycetes; Xylariales; Hypoxylaceae
Product: methylenetetrahydrofolate reduct
Exons: 3
Coding region: 257-2089 (610 amino acids)
Biological process (GO): tetrahydrofolate interconversion
Cellular component (GO): cytosol
Molecular function (GO): methylenetetrahydrofolate reductase [NAD(P)H] activity; FAD binding
Source: RefSeq, a predicted model, not a curated record
GGGCUCUUCUUUCCCUCCUCUCUUAUAUACAAGUAACUAUACAAAUACAAGCAUUGAACUUGUUAUAUUCAAGUUUGAUCGGAGGGAGUUAUUCUCUUUUCCUAAAAAAUAAGUGAAUAGGCUUCUCAAUUCUCAAUUAGAGAGCCAUUCCUAUGUGUUUAUCAACGCAAGAUUGCUAGAUUUCAUUUGUGACAUUUGUACUUUUAUUUCUACGCGUCCUUAUUAGUAGUAUUCGUCCUGUACCUUACCGCCCAAAAUGCAUAUCAACGAGAUGCUCGCAGACGCCGAGAGGACCGGCCAGCCGUCCUUCUCUUUCGAAUACUUUCCCCCGAAGACAGCCCAAGGUGUGCAGAACCUAUACGAUCGUAUGGAACGUAUGUACGAUUUUGGACCCAAGUUCAUCGAUAUCACAUGGGGAGCAGGAGGGCGGAUUGCUGAGUUGACCUGCGAUAUGGUCGUUCAGGCGCAGGCCUACUUUGGUCUCGAAACCUGCAUGCAUCUGACCUGCACAGAUAUGGGCGAGGACAAGAUAAACGACGCGUUAAGGAAGGCGUACAAGGCGGGUUGUACUAACAUACUGGCACUACGGGGCGACCCUCCUCGCGAAAAGGAGCAGUGGGUAGCUACUGAUAGCGGGUUUAGAUAUGCAAGGGAUCUUGUCGCUCACAUACGAAAGACGUACGGAAAUCACUUCGACAUUGGUGUUGCCGGCUAUCCUGAGGGCUGUGACGACAAUAAAGAUGAGGAUCAGCUGUUAGACCACCUAAAAGAGAAGGUUGACACGGGUGCUACCUUCAUUGUCACGCAGAUGUUCUACGACGCCGAAAAUUUCAUACGAUGGGUAAAGAAAGUACGAGAAAGGGGUAUUACCAUUCCGAUCAUUCCUGGUAUUAUGCCUAUUGCAACUUACGCCAGCUUCCUUCGACGGGCAAACCAUAUGAAUUGCAAGAUACCCGAAGAAUGGAUGACAGCUCUCGAACCGAUCAAGAAUGACGACUCUGCCGUGAGGGAGGUUGGGAAAACGUUAGUUGCCGAGCUUUGCCGAAAGAUCAUGUCCGCUGGCAUUGUUCACCUCCAUUUCUAUACUAUGAACCUGGCCCAGGCAACCCGUAUGGUCUUGGAAGAGCUGGAUUGGAUGCCAAGCACAACCCGUCCUCGAAAACAGGCUCUGCCAUGGAGACAGUCCCUUGCACUUGGGCGGCGCGAAGAAGACGUCCGUCCUAUUUUCUGGCGUAACCGCAAUAAGUCAUACGUAUCAAGAACUCAGGACUGGGACGAAUUCCCCAACGGCAGAUGGGGAGACUCGCGUUCUCCUGCUUUCGGUGAAUUGGAUGCAUAUGGAAUUGGUCUGACCGGCACGAACGAGUCUAACCGUAAGAGAUGGGGUGAACCCAAGUCCGUCAAAGAUAUUGCUUCCCUCUUCGUGCGGUACAUAGAAAGAGAUCUCCCUUCUUUACCUUGGAGCGAGGCACCUCUAACCGACGAGUCGAACUCUAUUAAAGAUGAUCUCAUCAAGCUCAAUCAGCGCGGCCUAUUAACUAUCAACUCCCAGCCGGCAGUAGACGGCGUCAAGUCUACCCAUCCGGUAUACGGAUGGGGCCCCCCGAACGGAUAUGUCUACCAAAAGGCGUAUCUAGAGUUGCUGGUCUCUCCUGAUUUAUUUCCCGAGAUUAUUCGAAGGAUUGACGCCGACCCAGAUUUGUCGUACUACGCUGUUACUCAGUCUGGGAAGCUCACGACAAAUACCCCCUCUGAAGGACCCAAUGCGGUCACAUGGGGAGUUUUCCCGGGGAAAGAAAUCGUCCAACCCACAAUUGUCGAGAGUACUAGUUUCUUAGCUUGGAAAGAUGAAGCCUUUAGACUUGGCAUAGAUUGGGCCCAUUGCCAUGAGGCCAACUCACCUAGUCGCAUCUUGAUCGAAAAGAUUAUGAACGAGUGGUAUUUGAUUAAUAUCGUCAACAACGACUUUCAUCAGUCACGAACCAUAUUCGAGCUUUUCGAUGGGUUGGCUGUCAAAGAUAUCGAUGUGCCUGUGGCACCUGUCAACGGAGAACAUAACGGGGUUCAUAAGGAGGCGAACGGCGUAUAAGCUGUUGAGGAAAACGGAGCAAUUGCUGUGGUAUAAACAUAGCAUUGAUAUUAGGUAGGGAACGGCGUCAUUGCACUUUUCAACAAGCAUUCGGCAGGCGGGCAAAGGGAGUUACCAUUUCAACAAGCAUAUAUCCAGGCGUUUGGAAACGGGGUCCAGAUUUUUCAACAAAAAAUCGGAGCACAGGUUUUGGGGCUUAACGGCAACCUGGGAAAAAGGGGUAGGCUGAACGCGGGUUGUGCUGCAUCAUAUCUCAACGAUACCCCAGCAACGAAGGUGAUGAUUUCGAGUACGAUUAUUUAUUUUUAUUUUCUGUAAGCCGAGAAAUUAUUAGGGCGGCAUCUAGCGAGUUGAGGUAGUACGUACGCCUGAAAAGAGGCAUGUCAUCGGUAACAAGACAAGGCGCAUUUGCCACUAGAGAUGACGAGAUAAAGCCGAUAAAUUAAAUAAUUUUCAAACGCA